CUUUCCCUCCCUGCACGAAAUUUCCCUCCGUUCUCCCUUCUUAUUCAUAGCUGUUUUUUUAACACAAAUUCUUUUUGUUCAGUUUGUUUUGACCCGUAGAAGAGAAUGGCAUCAAAGGCAGCGUACAAGCGGCUGAGCAAAGAAUACCUCGGAAUGCAGCGCAAUCCGACGCCGUACAUUACGGCCAAGCCGUUGGAGAGCAACAUUCUUGAAUGGCAUUACGUGCUACGCGGGCCGCCUGAGACACCAUACGAGGGUGGCGAGUAUCACGGCCGGCUCCGGUUCCCUGCCGACUACCCGUACAAACCACCGGCGAUUCAGAUGAUCACGCCCAGCGGACGAUUCCAGACCAACACAAACAUCUGUAUGAGCAUGAGCAACUUCCACCCAAACACAUGGAACCCGGCGUGGUCGGUCUCAACGAUCCUCAACGGCAUGCUGUCGUUUAUGGUCGAGGAGGAAGUGACCACUGGGAGUAUCCGCACGUCCGAGGCCGACAGGCGGGCGCUAGCGCGCAAGUCGCACAUGUUCAACAUGGCAAACAAACUGUUUGUCCGGCCAGCCACAGGCGCCAGCCCUAGCAAGAAGCAGCCAGUCAGCGACGGAACAGAGGAUCGCAGCUGCAGUAAUGAUUUGGGUCACAAGACCGCUGCCAGUGCCCCAGCCAUGGAGGAAACGCCGGUUGCGCCAGCUGUGGCCGUGGCCAACAACCAGCGGUCGUGGCUGGCGGUGCCGACGCUGUCGAGCAAGUGGGUCAUUCUGAUUGUUGUGCUAGCAUAUGUCUUUGCGUCCAAGGUUGUUACGCGGCUGUUGACUGCCGCCUAAGACCCACGUCUCCUCCCCUCCACUUUCUCUG
Molecule: messenger RNA, 856 nt
Organism: Linderina pennispora
Lineage: Eukaryota; Fungi; Kickxellomycota; Kickxellomycetes; Kickxellales; Kickxellaceae
Product: UBC-like protein
Exons: 4
Coding region: 106-825 (239 amino acids)
Source: RefSeq, a predicted model, not a curated record